AUGUCUGCGCCACAGCCAAAAACAGAGAAGACCUAUUCCGUCAACGUCCGAAUCGGUGAAAACCACGGAAUCACAAUCAAAAAAGAAGACAACUCACUUGCCAAAGUCUCCAAUGUCUCUCUCUCCAAGAAUACCAAUGCCUGGCUCAAACUCAAGCGAGAAGAUAAAGUCCUCCGAAUCGACGACAAGCCCGUGUGGAACAUGACCGAAGAGCAGAUCAACGCCCUCCUCGUCUCCAAGCUCGGCAAGGUCAACAUGGUCGUCCGAAGAGGCUCCGUUUGA
Messenger RNA from Oikopleura dioica, 282 nucleotides. The record is from the annotation of a GenBank genome assembly. Lineage: Eukaryota; Metazoa; Chordata; Appendicularia; Copelata; Oikopleuridae.